Molecule: messenger RNA, 1736 nt
Organism: Betta splendens (Siamese fighting fish)
Lineage: Eukaryota; Metazoa; Chordata; Actinopteri; Anabantiformes; Osphronemidae
Gene: rab21
Product: RAB21, member RAS oncogene family
Exons: 7
Coding region: 295-957 (220 amino acids)
Biological process (GO): Rab protein signal transduction
Molecular function (GO): GTP binding; GTPase activity
Source: RefSeq, a predicted model, not a curated record
AGCUCAGACAGACGUCAUUAGUUAGAUACAAGCAGGCAUUCGUAUCGGCGUGAAAAGGGAAUUAGCUCCGUGUUUGGACCCUUCUCCCCGCCUCGGCUGGUAGAGACCCGUGAACACCAUCCUCUCUUAUGCUGUCGCGCUGUUUUUCUCCAGAUUUCUAGCCAUUUUCCCUAAGUCGGAAGCCGAUGUGAGCUACGCAGGACUUCAAUUCCGACGGGGGUUAGCAUUAGCAGCGCUAGCUGGGCAUCGCUUGUUUUGAUAAAAGCCGAGGAUUUCUGGAGCAAACUGUCAGCCAUGGCGGCCGGAGGGACGGGGGGCAACGGCGGGAAAACUUACUCCUUCAAGGUGGUGCUGCUGGGGGAAGGCUGUGUGGGGAAGACGUCGCUGGUGCUGCGAUACUGCGAAAACAAAUUCAACGACAAACACAUCACCACUCUACAGGCGUCCUUCCUCACAAAGAAGCUCAACAUUACAGGGAAGAGAGUUAACUUGGCCAUAUGGGACACGGCCGGUCAGGAGCGUUUUCAUGCGUUAGGUCCCAUCUACUACAGAGACUCCAAUGGAGCCAUACUAGUGUACGACAUCACAGAUGAAGACUCCUUUCAGAAGGUGAAGAACUGGGUGAAAGAGUUGAGGAAAAUGUUGGGGAAUGAGAUUUGUUUAUGUAUAGUAGGUAAUAAAAUAGAUUUGGACAAAGACAGACACGUGUCCGUGGAGGAGGCUGAGAGUUACGCAGAGUCAGUGGGAGCCAAACACUACCACACAUCCGCCAAAAUAAGUAAAGGCAUCGAGGAGCUCUUCCUGGAUCUGUGUAAACGGAUGAUGGACACGGCUCAGGCCGAGGAGAGAUUGAAGGGCAACGGAGCCAGCCAAUCAGCGUCGGGGCGGAGGGGGGUCCAGAUUGUGGACGACGAACCUCAGGCCACACCGGCAGGAGGGUGCUGCUCAUCUGGCUAACGCACACUCAAAUACACACUCACACCGUCAUACACGCUUGCACACAUUUACAGUGUCUCUGUCGUCUGGUUGGUUUGCUCUAAACUCCUGAAGUAAUCUAUGUUCAUUUGCUGCCACCAAUGCUGCAAGGAGCAUAGGAAAUCAUAUUUAAAUUCCUUUACUCUGUAUCCUUUCAAAAUAAAAGUAACCGAAGCCUUUAUAAUUGAACCUGUGUUGUUCAGUGACUAAAUUCUCUAAAAAGCACUUUAUUUACUAUAAUUCUACUAUAACUUGACAGCAAUUUGGAGCAAAACGUAAGUUAGACUAAUAAUCCAGCAUGGCAGAGCUCAGCAAGGACGCUUAGUUGACUAAAUUGAAGAAAGUCCACAGACUGAGCAGCUGGUGCUUCAACAGCUUCACCUGCUGGACUGAAGUCAAACUGCAGAAAAACUGGCUUUUCACAGCUAAGGAUUUAGGAGUGGGACAUGACCCUGACCAGAAUGGCUCAGUGUGCUCUAGCAAAACCCUGCACUGUUAUCUGUUAAAAUAUAGAAACAUUACCAAGGACAAAAACGUCACAUUUGCGUUCACACCUGUUGCUCAAAGAAACCAUCAAACGUUGUUAAUUCAUUUGAUCAUGUUGUGCAGUUCAAACAUCUGCUCCUUCAUCCUCUUUUUCCUCUCAGUGAUAGUUUGUAAAACCGAGAAGGAAAACCGUGCAUGUUUGAUUUCUGUAAAAGGCUUCGUUUGUUGGACUUUUAAAGAACUGGUGAAUAAAAAAAACUGAAGUUAUUAUUUAA